This is a messenger RNA of Blepharisma stoltei, 612 nucleotides long. The record is from the annotation of a GenBank genome assembly. Lineage: Eukaryota; Ciliophora; Heterotrichea; Heterotrichida; Blepharismidae.
AUGAUGAUACAAAUUGAGAUAAAUUCAUUGCAGGAUUUUUAUAAUGUGACUGUGAUGCCUUGCUUUGAUAAAAAAUUAGAAGCGGUAAUGGAAAAAGGAGUCGAUUUGGUGCUCACAACUACUGAGUUGUUAGAGUUUCUGAAUGAAAAUGACUUCUUAAACGCCAUUCCCGAUCCUGAAGCACCUCUUUUCUAUUCCUCUACAAAGCAUAAAUCUGGAUCGCUUGGCUAUGGAGAAUUUAUUUUUAUAAAAGCUUGUGAAAAUCUCUAUGGUGAGAUCCCAACGAUUGAAAUAAAAACAACUCGAAGAAGAGAUUUAUUAGAAAUGGAGUAUCGUGAUUUGAAAUUUUGCUUUGCAAGUGGAUUUCAGAAUAUCCAAAAUAUCGUAAGGAUGAUUAAGCAAGGAAAGCUUGAUUAUUCGUAUGUAGAAAUUAUGGCUUGUCCUACUGGAUGCUUGAAUGGAGGAGGCCAGCCAAGAUUCGAUCGAGAAGUUCUUGGAAAUCUUGAAUCUUCAAUUUCUCAGUUUUAUAAUGAAGAAAUUCGAGAACUUCCUAUAUGCUCAAACGUAUUUCGUGAUUUCAAGCCUUUGGACGUAAACACAUUAAUAUGGUAA